Quercus robur (English oak) is the source of this 2078-nucleotide messenger RNA. RefSeq names its product indole-3-acetic acid-amido synthetase GH3.10. Gene Ontology annotation, molecular function: acid-amino acid ligase activity. Lineage: Eukaryota; Viridiplantae; Streptophyta; Magnoliopsida; Fagales; Fagaceae. The coding region runs from base 243 to 2051 and encodes 602 amino acids. The transcript has 4 exons. The record is from RefSeq and is a predicted model, not a curated record. Gene Ontology annotation, cellular component: cytoplasm.
CCAUUAGACAAUGGAGCUAGACUGAAAAAUAUUAGGAGAGGUCUUUUGAGCUAUACUAUAAGGAACAAAGCUCUAUCUACACAUAACCAUAGCCCAAGAUAAGGAUCUUUCAAUUUGUGGGCUCCUUGCCCUUGGUUCUUCACAAAAAGUACCCCCUCCCCUCUCCAACCCAUCUAUAAUAACUAUUUUUUUUAUUUUUUUUUUUUAUACAUUUCUGAUUUGCUGCAUCACCAAAAUCCAUAAUGGAACCAGCUGUGCCAGUGAGUUAUUAUAGCAAAAACAAUGGCAACCACGAGUAUGAUGACAUUAUCGACUGGUUCGAGAACUUGUGUGAGAACGCCGGACAUGUUCAGACUCAGACACUUCGCCGGAUUCUUCAGCUGAACUAUGGGGUGGAAUAUCUCAAAAAAUGGUUUGGGGAGAGAGAAAACUUAAACAUCCAAAACAUGGAUGCAUGUGCAUUGGAAUCACUCUUCACUUCCACGGUGCCCCUUGCCUCCCAUGCAGAUUUAGAUCCUUAUAUUCAGAGAAUUGCAGAUGGGGACGAAGCUCCUUUACUCACUCAACAACCCAUAACAACUCUCUCCUUAAGUUCUGGAACAACAGACGGGAGACAGAAGUACGUACCCUUUACAGGGCAUAGCGCCCAGACAACGCUUCAGAUUUUUAGGUUGGCAGCUGCUUAUAGAUCAAGGGUUUAUCCAAUAAGAGAAGGAGGGAGAAUUCUUGAGCUCAUUUACAGUAGUAAGCAGUUCAAAACAAAGGGAGGGUUAACAACAGGAACAGCCACAACGCACUACUUUGCAAGCCAAGAGUUUAAGAUCAAACAGGAAAAAACUAAGUCUUUCACUUGCAGCCCAGAAGAAGUAAUUUCCAGUGGAGAUUACAAACAAUCUAACUACUGUCAUCUCCUUCUAGGUCUCCUCUUUUCUAACCAAGUAGAGUUUAUAACUUCCACUUUUGCCUAUAGCAUAGUGCAGGCAUUUAGCACAUUUGAAGAGCAGUGGCAAGAGUUAUGCAAUGAUAUCAGAGAGGGAACUCUUAGUCCAAGAAUCAAUAUACCGGAAGUGCGAAAAGCCGUCUUGGAAAUCAUCUCCCCCAACCCAAGUUUAGCAUCCAAAAUCGAAGGGUGUUGCCAGGAAUUACAAAAUUUGGAUUGGUGUGGUCUAAUUUCUAGGCUUUGGCCAAAUGCUAAGUACGUGUAUUCUAUAAUGACCGGUUCAAUGCAACAUUACUUGAAAAAACUAAGGCAUUAUGCAGGAGAGUUGCCACUAGUGAGCGCUGACUAUGGUUCUACUGAGAGCUGGAUUGGGGUGAAUGUGGAUCCCUAUCUACCCCCAGAGAAGGUGACCUUCGCAGUAGUACCCACUUUCUCUUACUAUGAGUUCAUUCCACUCUAUAGGCAGAAGGAAGAUUGCCAUUCGGCCAUUGAUGACUUCUUAGAAGAUAAACCUGUCCCACUCUCCCAUGUCAAGCUUGGACAACAGUACGAGAUUGUUCUUACCACUUUUACUGGGUUGUACAGGUACAGGUUAGGGGAUGUGGUGGAAGUGGCAGGUUUUCACAAAGGAACCCCUAAAUUGAACUUUGUAUGCAGGAGAAAGCUAAUUUUGACGGUAAACAUUGACAAAAAUACUGAGAAGGACCUUCAAUUAGUAGUGGAAAGAGGGUCUCAGCUGCUGAGUCAGGCUAGAGUGGAGCUGGUUGAUUUCACUAGUCAUGCUGAUAUAGCUAACCAACCAGGUCACUAUAUAAUUUACUGGGAGAUUAAAGGAGAAGUGGAAGAGCAAGUUCUUAGCGAGUGUUGCCGGGAAAUGGAUGCAUCAUUUGUUGAUCAUGGGUAUGUUGUUUCUAGGAAAACUAAUUCAAUUGGGCCACUAGAGCUUUGCAUUGUGGAAACAGGGACAUUCAAGAAGAUUUUAGAUUACUUCAUAGGCAAUGGGGCAGCAAUGAGCCAAUUUAAGACCCCUAGGUGCACUAGCAACCAGGUCAUCCUGAGAAUUCUUAAUGUUUGUACCAUUAAAAGGGUUUACAGCACAGCUUAUGGUUGAAAUAGGCAGAGAAAGAAAUUCAUCUUU